AUAGACCUCUGGUACAUCAGCAAGAACCCGGCACUAGCUCCGAUCACACCUGUCAAUCGCAUGAUUGGCGCGAAUCCUCCUCUGCCCACCAAGGAUGGUGAUACUUUCUCCAUCACCAGCAUAGCUGCUGGCCCCGCCGCCGCGGCCGCAGCUCCUACAGCAUAAUCCGAAGUUCGCGCAUAUUUGAGAACUCUUUUGAUAUGUCUGAGCCCUAAUUAGUAAUGUUCUUCCAUCGGUCAUUCGUGUUCGUAGAGGGGAGCUUACGGGUCACUGUCGAUGAGCUAUGAAGGGAUUAGCUUUUGCGCAUCACAACUGGCGAUGGAUCAAGCAGGAAACUUACAGGAAAAUCGGCUUGAACCUUCUUGGUUGGUACAUAAGGCUUCUGAUCGGUGUUGGACAUCCUGACAACCCAAUUGCUGGGGCAAUUGCUUUUAGAUGCUGUUUUGGAGUUUCGAUUUCCUCAGAUGUCGUUGCUGACCAUCUCAAGGCUUGGCGCAAUGAUACGGUGACCGAAAUCAGCCGAAGAUGCAAGACCAUCCAGUCGCGUCUUCUUGGAUUUUCGACGCGAAGUCGUGUAGAGGGGAAUUACACGGGACACCAGACACAACAAUUGAACAACUUUCGGUGUGGACCAGUUGACUGAACGAUUAUAAAAUUGCAAACCCUUCUCAGUACAGCGUUCAACUACAAGAAUGGCUUCCCCAAGACCAGUUCCGACGGACGACCUAGAUGAUCUGUUUGAUUAUGAUGGCGGCGCCGACGAUCCAUUUAGCCCAAAUUAUGUGAGCGAAGUGGCUAGGAAAGCAAAAGAAGACAAUGCCGCCAAAGAAAAGAGCUCUGCUGCUGGACUGGGUAUUGAUGAGGAAAUUGAAGUGACAAGGAAACCAAGAGCUCCGCGAGUCAAACUCGACGAGCAUAGAUUACUUUCUGCAGCUGGCAUACCAAAGUUACGGAAGAAGGCGAAGAACCAUCUGAAAUUUAAGGGAAAGGGUCAUGAGGUAAGAUUGUUCUCGUUUAACAAUUGAGCCAUACUAAUUUUGGUGAUUAGUUCUCUGAUGCUACGAGACUUCUUCAAUUCUACCAAUUAUGGCUCGAUGACCUAUUUCCCAAAGCCAGAUUCCUCGACGCCUUAGCCAUGGUGGAAAAGAUGGGACACAAGAAAAUGAUGCAGUCAGCGCGAGUGGACUGGAUUAAUGAAGGAAAACCAAGGUCGUCAGUACAUGAAGAUUCCAUAUUCGAUGAACCAGAAUUGCCUGCGGGAGAGAAGGACGUUGGAGAAAAGACACCACAAAGAAUUGCGCCGAUAUUUGAAAAGACUUUGACGGAGAGACCCAAAACACCUUCCGGAUCAAAUCUCGAUGAUUUAUUCGACGAUGAUGAUCUAUACGAUGCUACCCCCAAGGCAGCCCAAGCAAAACCGACAGAUUCAGGUAAUCAAUCAACUACAGCUGAGGGUCCAACGAGUAUCUUUGGUUCCAGAAAGGGGACUGCUCCAGAUGAUGAGGUCCCGGAUGACGACUUGGAUGCUUUGUUGGCCGAAGAGGAAAUCAUGCAGAACAGUAAACCUGCAGCUCCUGUGGCGAGACCUGCGGAGCCAGACUUUGCUGAUGAGAUGGAGAUAAUGGAUGAAAUGGGGUGGUAAUGAAUUAUACGGGUUAAAUGAGAAUUUGGCGUUCAAUUGUGCUUAGGUACGGUGCAUUGUAACAUGGCGUUGGGAACAUUUUGAGGCAACUUGUGCUCUCUGAACAUACUAUAGGAGUCCCCAGUAAUUGGGAUAUGAAUAAUGAAUAAUGAAUUAACAUAGCGAAG
Molecule: messenger RNA, 1809 nt
Organism: Hymenoscyphus albidus
Lineage: Eukaryota; Fungi; Ascomycota; Leotiomycetes; Helotiales; Helotiaceae
Source: the annotation of a GenBank genome assembly